AUGUCGGACUUACCCCACGAUACGCCUUCCGAUUUCGAAUCUGCAUCACAAAUGGAUUUGACCUCAACUCCAUGCGGAAUCUGCGGUCCGUCGACUUGUGGCGAACAAAUGAUUGGUUGCGACGGUUGUUUAAAAUGGUUCCACACUCGUUGCGUGGGAGUAAAGGAGGAUUCAAUUCCGGAUAAGUGGUACUGCCAAAGCAAAGCCUGCCGGAAACAGGCCCAGGAGUACCAACAGAAGCGGAAGGAUGCCAAAAGGCGCGAAUCUGAUAAAUCCAGUGUAGGUACGCUAGCAGGUACUUCCAGCGUGGAACAAAGACUGAAAGCGUUGGAGGAAAAGCAGAAGCGACAGACUGAGAUGAUGCUGCAGCAGAAGGAGAGAAUGAUGCAGCGCGCAUUCGAAAGGAAGAAAAUGGAGAUGGAGAUGAGAAGGCGUGAAGAAGACGAAGAAGAAGAAAAGGCGUGGCAGGUGGAGAUGCUGCAGCGAAAGAAGGCGCAGAUCGAGCGAAUGAAGGCGAAUCGUCAGGCAUUUGAAAAUAAAAUGGCCGAGCUGGACGAUGAGCUGAAAGCAUUGGCGGUCAUGAAAGGUGCGUCGAAAACAGAUGACUACAGCUCGCAAGCGCAUUGUUCCUCUAGAGUCGGCAAGAUGUGCGAAGACGAGAGCGAUUCCGACAACUAUUCCGACCACCAGAGUCAAUACUCCCGACGACUGUCAGACAAGAAAGAGAACAAUACUCCACCAACUUCACCGAGAAUGAAGGAGAAGGUCGUAGAGGAUAGCCAAUAUGGACUGAAGCAGGCGCAAACUAGACCUACAAAGGCCCAGAUGGCCGCGAGGAAGGGAUUGACAACAAAACUUCCCAAGUUCUCCGGUAAGCCCAAACAGUGGCCGUUGUUCUAUGCGUCGUAUAAAGCGUCCAACGAAACCUGCGGGUACAUGAACCACGAAAACUUGGUGCGACUUCAGGAGUGUCUGGAAGGAAGAGCCUUGGAGCUAGUAUCCGGUCAGUUGUUGCUUCCUGAAUCGGUCCCAAGAGUUAUUGAAAAACUGCAUAGACACUAUGGUCGUCCGGAACAACUUCUCCAGGAGUUUUUGAAUCAAAUCGACGAAUUAGAACCACCAAAACCUGACAAUCUGCGGAGUUUUAUUCCAUUCGGAAACACUGUGGAACAACUCUGCGAACAUCUCGAGGCCGCAGGACUACGACAACACCUUGUCAACCCGCUGCUAAUAAAAUCUCUGGUUGCAAAGAUACCAGACCGCGACAAGCGUGAUUGGAUUCACUAUCAACGAAUCCACGCUUCAGGAGAGCCAACAUUGCGAACACUGACAGAUUUCCUGAUGGAUAUCGUCGAUGAUGCGUGCGAUGUAGAUGUCGACAUGCAACCGGCGCUCCAGCGCAAAGGAGGGGCACAACCGGGAAACAAAAGAGUAAAGGAGAAAGGCGCGUUAUACAGCCACAGCGAAACUGGUACCUCGAUUGCAGGUUCAAGCGACCCGGGAAAACUGAAGCCAUGCAAAAUGUGCGAAAGGACGGAUCAUCGCUUGAGGUAUUGUGAGGACUUCAGGAAAAUCGAUUAUGCCGACCGACUGAAGCUAGCAACCCGUGAAAAUCUCUGCAUCGUAUGCCUAAACGAGCACAGCGGACAGUGCAAGUUCAAAAUCCGCUGUAACGUAGGAGAAUGUAGGGAGCGCCAUAACCCGCUAAUGCAUCCGGUCGGAAAUGUGGUCGGUAUGAGCGCGCAUAUCCGAUCGAAUUCGAAAAUCUUGUUUCGGAUGGUUCCGGUCCAGCUACAGUGGGGUAUUCAAUCGGUAACGGUGCUAGCGUUUCUAGACGAAGGCGCCUCUGUCACGUUAUUAGAGAAAAGAGUAGCUGACCGGCUAGGCAUCGUUGGUGUAAAGGAACGGCUGACGAUUAGAUGGACGGCUGACGUGACACGCGAAGAGAAGGAAUCGAGACGAAUGAAUAUUUGGGUAUCGGGUGUCGGAGUAAGCGCAGGUAACAAGCUUCUGUUACACAAUGUUCGCACGGUAGGAAAGCUGACAUUGCCGUACCAAAAAUUGGACUCCCAGGAACUUAUCGCACAGUUAAAACAUAUGCAGGGUUUGACAAUCGAGUCUUACGAUGGACAGCCGGAGUUGCUCAUUGGGUUGAACAACAUCCAUUCAUUUGCUCCGCUGGAAGCUAAAAUGGGCACACCUGUAGAUCCCAUCGCAGUAAAAUGCAACCUCGGAUGGACGGUUUACGGGCCAAAAAACCCUAUUACAGCUUCAGUGGGUAAUUACCUCGGUUAUCACAAGGAGAUUACCAACGAAGAUCUGCAUGAAUUACUCAGAAGCCACUACGCGCUAGAAGAGUCGGUUGUAAUAGUACCACGGGAAACGGAGGAAGACAGACGGGCACGGAAAAUACUCGAGCACACUACAAAACGAGUCUGCGAGCGUUUCGAAACCGGACUUUUAUGGAAGACCGAUGAUCCACACUUCCCAAACAGUUAUCCCAUGGCAUUGCGACGAUUGAAGCAGCUAGAGAAACGAUUGGAAAAGAAUCCGACAUUAUGCGCGAACGUUAACAUGCAGAUAGACGAGUACCAGCGAAAAGGUUAUGCACACCUAGCUACUGCCGACGAGUUGGCCCAGACUGCACCUGAAAAGGUCUGGUACCUCCCGCUCAACGUCGUCCGAAACCCGAAAAAACCUGAUAAGAUACGGCUUGUAUGGGACGCUGCAGCAACCGUACAAGGAGUCUCACUCAAUUCACAACUGCUUAAAGGGCCAGACUUACUUGUUCCGUUGGUGAAGGUCAUCAUCGGUUUUCGUGAACGACGAAUAGCAUUCGGCGGGGAUCUAAAAGAGAUGUUCCAUCAGCUGAAAAUCCGUGCCGAGGAUAAACAAGCACAGCGUUUCAUCUUCAGAAAGUCUUCAGACGAUCCCCCAAGUGUCUAUGUAAUGGACGUAGCAACAUUUGGCGCGACUAGCUCUCCGUGCUCGGCUCAAUUCGUUAAAAAUCGAAAUGCCGAGGAGCUAGCCGUCCAGUAUCCAAAAGCGGCUGCGGCUAUCAUAAACCGACAUUACGUAGAUGACUACUUCGACAGUACCGACACGGUUGAAGCUGCAGCAAAGCUGGCAACAGAGAUCCGCUUGGUGCACACGAAGGGCGGUUUCGAGAUUCGUAACUGGGUAUCCAACUCACCGGAAUUUCUUAAGUGCCUGGGAGAGGAGAAACCCGUCGCACCGGUACACUUCAACCGCGAUAAGGAAACAUUCCAAGAGCGGGUUCUAGGAGUUAUAUGGAAUCCGGAAACGGAUGAGUUUUCAUUCUCUACACGACAUCGCGAGGAGUUGUUGGAAUACCUGUACGAAGGCAAACGACCAACAAAACGACUGGUCGCAAGCUGUGUGAUGGGAUUCUUUGAUCCACUCGGGUUGCUGUCUCCGUUCACUAGCCACGGCAAAAUUAUUAUUCAGCAUCUGUGGCGUUCGAAAUGCGACUGGGAUCAAGAAAUCGAUUCCGAUUGCUGGGACCUAUGGAAGCGCUGGACCGAUCUCCUGUCUGAUGUGGAAGCAAUACGGAUACCACGUUGUUACAUCGGCGAGGCCAAAACCGACGAAAUUGAGUCGUUGGAGGUACACAUCUUUACCGAUGCCAGCGACCUUGCGUACGGUUGCGCGGCGUAUUUGCGUGUGGUCGCUCGAGGUGUAGUACGAUGCAGUCUUAUUAUGUCUAGAGCAAAGAUAGCACCUCUGAAACGCCAGUCAAUUCCCCGUUUGGAGCUGAUGGGUGCGGUUUUGGGGGCUCGGCUAUCACAAACAAUCUUGAGCACACACACCCAUAAGAUCGCUCGUACUGUUUUCUGGACAGAUUCUCGUACCGUGUGCAGUUGGCUUCGUUCAGACCAACACAAAUAUAAACAGUUUGUUGCAUUCCGAGUAGGAGAAAUUUGGGAGCUUACGAAUGUGAAAGACUGGCGAUGGAUCCCGACAAAACUCAACAUUGCGGAUGUGCUAACUAAGUGGGGACAAGGCCCACCACUGCAAAGCGAUGGAGAGUGGUUUACCGGAAUAGCGUUUUUGUACCUUCCGCAAUACCAAUGGCCGUCGGAAGAGGCCACGUUUGACGAAACAGAAGAGGAAGUAAGAGGUGCUAUCUUGUUCCACGGAUUGAUCGACGCCGAGGUGGUUUCCCGCUGGACGAGACUGCUGAGGGUGACAGCGAGUGUUAUUCGUUUUGUUGCUAAUUGUCGACGCAAGCAAAAAGGUGAGCCAAUAAUGACAUCACAAGCUACGGCAAAGCAACAAAAGAUGAUCGAUAGAAUUGUAAUGAAGUGUGCGACGGUACAGGGACCACUUACAAAAGAAGAAUUCCAGCAAGCUGAAGUACUUCUAUGGCGGCAGGUCCAGUGGGACAGUUUCCCGGAUGAAAUGAGUGCGCUCUCCAACAAUUUAAAACGUCAACCGGGUGAGCCAUUAGAAGCCGUGAAAAAGGGAAGCUGUAUCUACAAGAGCUCUCCAAUCUUGGAUGAAGAAGGUGUGCUGCGGAUGGAUGGCAGAAUGACGAAUGCGAAUGAGUGUUCUUUCGACAAAAGGCAUCCAAUAAUUCUGUCGCGUUCACACGAAAUCACGCAGAAAUUGAUUCAGCAUCACCACGAGGAGUUUGGACACGCAAAUUCGGAGACCGUCUUCAAUGAAAUGCGACAGCGGUUCCAGAUCCCUAAGCUGCGGCCAGCUAUCAAAAGUGUGGUGAAGAGAUGCGUUUGGUGCAAAGUAAACAAGUGCCGUCCACGAGCUCCAAGGAUGGCCCCACUGCCCGUAGAACGAGUAAGUUCUAGCAUGCGGCCAUUUAGUUCUGUGGGCAUCGACUACCUUGGUCCGCUCGAGGUGAUGAUUGGUCGACGGAAGGAAAAGCGUUGGGUGGCUAUAUUUACUUGUUUGGCAGUACGCGCGGUGCAUUUGGAGGUGGUUCACAGUCUCACCACCGAAUCAUGUCGGAUGGCUAUCAGUCGUUUCCGCAGCAGGUUUGGCAAGCCGAAUCACAUUUUCUCAGAUAAUGCAACCUGUUUUCGAGGUACAAACAACGAGGUAGUGAAAUGGAGAAGAUAA
This is a messenger RNA of Topomyia yanbarensis, 5100 nucleotides long. RefSeq lists its product as uncharacterized. Bases 1 to 5100 code for a protein of 1699 amino acids. Gene Ontology annotation, molecular function: nucleic acid binding. The record is from RefSeq and is a predicted model, not a curated record. NCBI's taxonomy places the organism in Eukaryota, Metazoa, Arthropoda, Insecta, Diptera, Culicidae. The transcript has a single exon.